UAGCUUAAGAUAACAUGGACACGUAUGUGGCAGAAUGGAAGGAUUUAAGCAGUGGAGGAAGUGGCGAUCAAUGAGUGGAUAUGUGUGAUGCAUUUUCAUUAGACACUAGAAAUGGCAAAAUUCCUAGCACUAUUCAGUCCGAAAGGAAACUGACACCUGAUCAACGCGAGUGGGGAAGGUCUACUAUUUGCCAUGGCACACAGUGCCUCCUUCCUCCGACUUCAACCCUGUGUAAACAAAUGGCCUUCCGUCCUAGAGCGGGUUCGGUGGAGAACGUGGUGUGCUUUAAUAAUGAUGCGGGAUAUGCUCAUGUGAUCACAUCUUGGAACAAGUGUAGACGAGCAGCUUUCAAUCGCAAGCGAGUGCAUUCUGAAGAGUUCGAAUCGACCUGUCUCAUUACUUACUAAACAGUGAAUUUCGUUGGGACCAUCACAAUAAAGCGUAACGUAAAGUAACGGAUUGUUUGUUGUUGCUUUACUGUAAUAGUGCUGUGAGAAAAUAUAUGCGGAUUUCUAUCGCUUUUCCAACCAAGCUUGCACGCGAAAGACGGUGAUUGUUGAAUGGAUUAAAUCCUCCAAACGCAUUGGAAAUGGAUAGUGGAAAGCAAAGCAUUAACAUUGCAAAAUAUAAUUACCCUUUUCACUAACUGCUUCAUCAACCGUGCCAGCUCCACUCCUGAUAAUGGAGCAAGUUUUAUUGCUUGUGAAUUGAUUUGAUUCGUUCGUGUUCGCGACGUAUCGAUCCCUCGCUUCCUACGAUCCAACGCUUGAUAAGGGAUCAUCAUCGCCUGCUGCUUGCCUUCUCCACACGCUUUGCACGCCAACCGCUGCGACGGUUAAUGCGUCCCGGUGACGUUUUUUAAUUACUAAUUGCAGAAGCGCGGGCUAGUGAGGAAACAGCGAAACGAUGGGAAACUCAAGUACAAAGCUGGCAGAAAAAUGUUCCCUGCUGGCGAAGAGCGAAGUGCCCGUGGUGGCAAGCUCCUUUAAGCUAGUCAGCAAAAACUCGGAACGCAUCAAGGAAGAUGAUCUCAUGAAAUUCUGGGGCUCACAGAUGGAUCCCCGGUUGGCGCAGUACAUCACCAACUUCCUGUUCGGACCGCUCGGUGCCCGGUCGCCGGUGGUCGAGUUUCAGCGGUUCGCCGAACUGUAUGUUUAUUGUGUCCGCGGCACUAUAGAUGAACGGAUCAAUGUGCUGCUGUGCAGUCUCGGGCAGCAGCCCGAAUCGGAAUCGACCGAAAUUGCGUAUCCGCUUAUCAAGGAGUACGUGGAAGCGGUCGUCAGCAGCUAUAUGCGAGCUAUCCGGCUGGAAGGUGGCCCACAGUACAAGUCUUGGGAAUCGCGAGGUUUCCGCAUCGUUAAGGAUUGCAUCCAGAAGCUGGCGGAAAGUUUAGCGUACGAUGUGGUGCAACAGGGCACGCAGAAGGUUACCCGAGCCGAUGCCGAACGAUGGUUACAUAAAAAUCCUACCUUUCUUAAGAUGCUGGAACACGUGUUCUCCCAUCUGUACCACUAUCGCAACGUGAAGAACGCCUCGGAGACGGAUGGAAACGCACGGAAAAGCAUCAUCCCACAGGAAGCACUCCAAUCCAUGUUGCCCUACUGCGAGGGUCUCCAGUAUGUGCCGGACUAUCCGGCUUUUACCGAUUUGUCGCAGAUGCUGUUUAUCAACUCGAAUCUGCCCGGAACACAGCAGAACAAGUGGCGCUUUCUAUUUUCAUCGCAAAUCCACGGUGAAAGUUUUUCCACCCUACUAGGUCGUAUUAUGGACCAGGGACCGACGGUAGUAAUCGUGGAGGACGCGAAUGGAUACAUCUUCGGUGGGUAUGCGACGGACUCGUGGGCACUCAGUCCCAACUAUGUCGGCAACGAAAACUCGUUUCUCUUUACGCUGCGGCCCAAAAUGCGAUGCUUUUCAAGCACCGGUUAUAAUGACCAUUACCAGUAUCUGAAUUUGCACCAGCAAACCAUGCCGAAUGGAAUGGGUAUGGGAGGUCAGCACAACUAUUGGGGCAUGUGGCUGGACAGCGAGUACGGUCUCGGGGAGUGUUCCGAGUCCUGCACAACGUACAAAGGAUACUUUCAACUGAGCGCUACAAAGAAAUUCAACAUACGCAAUGUGGAAGUCUGGGGUGUUGGUGAUAAACCCGUGAAGGAAGAUGAAGGGGAGGAUGAAAAGUCGGGCGCACGGUCGGUGCUGGAUGGUAAUGCAGACAGUAAGGCAAUCCUGAAAAUGAGCGGCCGGGAGCAGUACUCGGACGGGUACCGGGAGGAGCCGAAAGACUAAGGGUUGCGAAAACACGCCAGAAAGCAAAAGUGUUUCGUGCUGGGUCGCUCGAUGGAAAUCAACUUGGUGGAUGUAACGGAUACGUUCAAUUUUAACUUUCUGUAAUCGUGUUCAAAUUCGGUGCACAUCUUGACCGAUGGCCGUGGCUGCCUAAAGUCAGGGAAAAACGUGCAAUGCAAACAAACGGCAUCUGUCGUGGACGUGUCAUGCUCUGGGACAAAGUACGGGCCAAAAAGUUGCCGCGUAUGAAGUAUGUAGCGUUUUAAGAACCAAAGUCUGAAUAGUUUUCUUAAACGGGUUUACCAUUGUAACUGUUUUUGUGUUUUGAUGCUCCCUUCAUCACGUUGGGGAAGAAUUUAUUUGAUUUAUUAACGAUAAACAUAAAACAAGAUAACACCAACUUGCACCAAGAAACCAUCCGUACACCCGCACUAUAAUCACGAGACUCUUCAUCUGGCGUGAGGACAACACUAACUUGUUAGAUACUGUUUUGAUUUGAGCUUUUAGGCGUUCCACGUUUUACUCGACUGUGGGUUUGUUUAGAUCGAAACAAAGCAAACAAGCACAACACUUAAAUUAUUUCCCUUUGCACAGCAAAAAUAGCGCUGAUGAUAUCACGUAGCAGUAUCCAAGAUACGCAGUAAGAUAAGUUUUACAGAAACAUUUUGAUUGAACUACAAGCAAUGUAAAUUCGCAAAGAUAGCGGAAACCGCUCCUGGCGAGGAAAUUAAAGUAGCGUAGUAGCAUAGUGUCAGGAAAAUUUUGUUUUCAAUCUCUCUCCCUCUCUCUACCUUUCAACUUUAACAAAGCCUGGCCAUUAGACGUGCAAUGAACUAACGGUGAAUAAUUUAAAAUAUCAUUUCCAACUCCUCAGUAGAAAACGGUAUGACGUUUGUACAGUUAAUUUAGCUUAGUAAUGUGCCCUGAAUCCGUCGAUGUUGUGCAAUUAAAUCUCCCCCUAAUAGACACACACAGACACAUCCGAGGUUUUCAUAAAUAGUGCAAAAGAUGUCUAUGCAGUCGGAAAUUGGAGAUGCAGAGAUGUAUUUAAGAUCAUCGAUGUAUUUAUUUAUGUAUGUUUAAUUAUAAGGCAAUGAGUAUAGACCGCGAGGGGUUUAGUUUUGAAUGUGCCAUACAGGCGAUGCGGUAUCAAAUUCAGGUCAUCAGAAAAUAGUGCGUCAUUCGCCGCAGCAGAAUUCUAUUCAAAUUGUUUCAUAUGUGCAAAAGGAAAGGCAACAAGUAUCCCAUACUGGGAAAUCCCGUUUUCCGUAUGCUAUUGUAUGUGGCGAUCGUGACCCGCGUUGUCCGUUUAUUGAUAUGUGUGUAUGUGUGUAUUUUAUGUAGCAAUGUCGCCAUUGUUGGCUAGAUGCACGGAUUUGAAUGAAUAUAAAAAUAUAAAGCAUGUGGAUUAUUAAAACCAA
This is a messenger RNA of Anopheles coluzzii, 3707 nucleotides long. Its product is annotated as MTOR-associated protein MEAK7. The record is from RefSeq and is a predicted model, not a curated record. Lineage: Eukaryota; Metazoa; Arthropoda; Insecta; Diptera; Culicidae. The coding region runs from base 907 to 2286 and encodes 459 amino acids. The transcript has 8 exons.